Messenger RNA from Syngnathus acus (greater pipefish), 3152 nucleotides. Its product is annotated as elongation factor 2. The record is from RefSeq and is a predicted model, not a curated record. Bases 152 to 2728 code for a protein of 858 amino acids. Gene Ontology annotation, cellular component: ribonucleoprotein complex; cytosol. Gene Ontology annotation, molecular function: GTPase activity; GTP binding; translation elongation factor activity. Gene Ontology annotation, biological process: translational elongation. NCBI's taxonomy places the organism in Eukaryota, Metazoa, Chordata, Actinopteri, Syngnathiformes, Syngnathidae. The transcript has 14 exons.
CACACAAAGCUGCGUAUAGAGGAAGCACAGUAGCGCCCUCUAGUGUUCGAGUGCCUCAGCGCAGCCUGGCUAAACUGCGGCGUCUCUGCACGCACUUUGCCACCGCGUCGUUCCGCAGCAAUAACGUGACGAAGACGCACAAAUUGUCAAAAUGGUUAACUUCACGGUGGACCAGAUCCGAGCCAUCAUGGACAAAAAGUCCAACAUCAGGAACAUGUCCGUGAUCGCCCACGUGGAUCACGGCAAGUCCACGCUGACGGACUCGCUGGUGUCCAAGGCGGGCAUCAUUGCCUCAUCCCGCGCCGGAGAGACUCGUUUCACAGACACACGCAAAGACGAGCAGGAGCGUUGCAUCACCAUCAAAUCCACGGCCAUCUCCUUAUACUAUGAGCUCAGCGACAAGGACUUGGUCUUCAUCAAGCAGUGCAAAGAUGGAAACGGCUUCCUCAUCAAUCUCAUUGAUUCUCCGGGUCAUGUUGACUUCUCAUCUGAGGUUACUGCGGCCCUCAGGGUGACCGAUGGAGCCUUGGUGGUGGUGGACUGUGUCUCUGGGGUGUGCGUGCAGACGGAGACUGUACUGCGGCAGGCCAUCGCUGAGCGCAUCAAGCCAGUUCUGAUGAUGAACAAAAUGGACCGGGCCUUGCUGGAACUUCAGUUGGACACAGAUGAGCUCUUUAGGACCUUCCAGCGGAUCAUAGAGAACGUUAACGUCAUUAUUUCCACCUAUGGAGAGGAUGAGGGGGGACCCAUGGGCAACAUCCUGAUUGAGCCCGUUAUAGGUACGGUGGGCUUUGGAUCCGGCCUCCACGGCUGGGCUUUCACAUUGAAGCAGUUUGCUGAGAUGUAUGUGGCCAAGUUUGUUGCUAAAGGAGAAGCUCAGAUGAGUCCAGCAGAGAGGUGUAAGAAAGUGGAAGACAUGAUGAAGAAACUGUGGGGGGACAGAUAUGUCGAUCCGAGCACCGGCAAGUUCACCAAGACGGCCACGGGUCCCGAUGGCCAGAAAUAUCCUCGCUCUUUUUGCCAGUUUAUUUUGGACCCGAUCUUUAAGGUGUUUGACGCUAUCAUGAAUUUCAAGAAGGAUGAGACGAGCAAACUCAUCGACAAGCUUGACAUCAAGCUGGAUUCGGAGGACAAAGAGAAGGAGGGGAAGCCUCUAUUGAAGGCGGUGAUGCGUCGCUGGCUGCCUGCCGGGGAGGCCCUGCUCCAGAUGAUCACCAUCCACUUGCCCUCACCUGUCACCGCUCAGAAAUACCGCUGUGAGCUGCUCUACGAGGGCCCGGGAGAUGAUGAAGCCGCCAUGGGUAUUAAGAACUGCGAUCCCAAAGCUCCCCUGAUGAUGUACAUCUCCAAGAUGGUCCCGACCACUGACAAGGGUCGCUUUUAUGCAUUUGGCCGUGUGUUUUCCGGAUGUGUGUCCACCGGCCAGAAGGUGCGCAUCAUGGGGCCAAACUUCACCCCUGGGAAGAAAGAAGAUCUCUAUAAUAAGCCCAUCCAAAGGACCAUCCUAAUGAUGGGAAGAUAUGUGGAGCCUAUUGAAGAUGUUCCAUGUGGUAACAUUGUAGGCCUCGUCGGAGUCGACCAGUUCCUGGUGAAGACGGGGACCAUCACCACUUUUGAACAAGCCCACAACAUGAGGGUGAUGAAGUUCAGCGUCAGUCCCGUCGUCAGAGUUGCCGUGGAGGCCAAGAACCCGGCCGACUUGCCCAAGCUGGUGGAGGGCCUGAAGCGCCUGGCCAAGUCUGACCCCAUGGUGCAGUGCAUCAUCGAAGAGUCUGGGGAGCAUAUCAUUGCAGGAGCAGGAGAGCUGCACCUGGAAAUCUGCCUCAAGGACUUGGAGGAGGACCAUGCUUGCAUUCCACUGAAGAAAUCAGACCCAGUUGUGUCUUACAGAGAGACAGUAACUGAGGAAUCACACCAGAUGUGUCUCUCCAAGUCUCCAAACAAGCACAAUCGUCUCUUUAUGAAGUCCCGUCCUUUCCCGGACGGCUUGGCCGAAGACAUCGAGAAGGGUGACGUCACGGCCCGCCAGGAGCUGAAAGCUCGCGCGCGUUACCUGGCCGACAAGUACGAGUGGGAGGUGACCGAAGCCAGGAAGAUCUGGUGCUUUGGUCCGGAUGGAACCGGGCCCAACUUGCUCAUCGACGUGACCAAGGGGGUCCAGUACCUCAACGAGAUUAAGGACAGCGUGGUGGCUGGUUUCCAGUGGGCUACUAAAGAGGGCGCACUAUGUGAGGAGAACAUGCGCGCGGUCCGUUUCGACAUCCACGACGUGACGCUGCACGCCGACGCCAUCCACCGCGGUGGAGGGCAGAUCAUUCCCACGGCCCGCAGGGUUCUGUACGCCUGCCAGCUCACUGCUCAACCUCGCCUGAUGGAGCCAGUCUACCUGGUGGAGAUUCAGUGCCCUGAGGCAGUGGUGGGCGGGAUCUACGGUGUUCUGAACAGGAAACGAGGUCACGUGUUUGAGGAAUCUCAAGUGAUCGGAACGCCCAUUUUUGUGGUUAAAGCCUACCUGCCUGUCAACGAAUCCUUUGGAUUCACUGCCGACCUGCGUAGUAACACCGGGGGUCAAGCCUUUCCUCAAUGCGUGUUUGACCACUGGCAAAUCCUCCAAGGUGACCCCAGAGAUCCCGCCAACAAACCCUUUCAAGUAGUUGCUGAAAUUAGGAAGCGUAAAGGGCUCAAAGAGGGCAUCCCCGCUCUGGACAACUACCUGGAUAAAUUGUAAUAACUAACCCUUGAUUUACGUACAUAUUAUCACUCAAUUCUUAAGUUUGUGGGCACUUUAAAAAAAUAUUUGCACCUGCUUUAAAAGUUUGCACAUAAGUCCAAUUUGAAGUCUCCACUUCAAAAAAAAAAAAAGCUUAUGCAUGUGUUGUUGUAGGCUGGUGGGGGCAAUGAUGUUUACCUCACAGAAACAGUACACCAAGUGCCUAGGCCAAAGGUUCCGGGGAGUAGAACUGUUCGAUGAUCAUUUAAUUCUUUGAAUUAGUCGUUUACAUCGCCCCCUUUUGCCAUUUUCAUCUGCCACAAUGGUGCACUGUCAUACUGCUGCAAUAAUGUCAUAAGUUGACUGCAAGCAAGAAUGUUUCACAAGUGGUCAAGCUCUCAUUGAACCUUGCUGAUCAGAAUGAAUAAAACAUUCAAGUGCA